CGCGUAGGUCGCGUCCGGUGAUUGGCUGCGCUGCUGCACGUGGUGCCAGGCAGGCGGCGGCGGUUGCCGGGGCGACGGCUGGACGAGGGGCGACCGGGCAGGGUAGGCGCAUGUGCCCGCGUCAGAGCAGCAGAGAUUUUUGCUGUGAGAAUUAACAGUAACGGUUCAAUAUGGGGGACAUUCUGGCUCAUGAAUCAGAAUUACUUGGACUAGUGAAAGAGUAUUUAGAUUUUGCCGAAUUUGAAGACACCUUGAAAACAUUUUCAAAAGAAUGCAAAAUAAAAGGAAAACCGUUACCUAAAUCAGCAUGUGGCUCUUUAAGGGACUCCAAAUCAUCGAUAAUCCAGAAGGACCUCCUUGCUGCGUUUGACAGUGGAGACCAGAAGGUGUUCUUCGAUUUGUGGGAGGGGCACAUUCCCAGUUCCAUCCGGGCUGGCGACUCCCUCGCCCAGAAGUUGGAAUUCUACCUACACAUCCAUUUUGCCAUCUAUCUUCUGAAACACUCCACAGGGAGACCUGACAAAGAGGAACUGGAUGAAAGGAUUUCUUAUUUCAAAACCUACCUGGAGACCAAAGGGGCAGCGCUGAGCCAGACCACGGAGUUUCUCCCUUUCUAUGCCCUGCCUUUUGUUCCCAAUCCCAUGGUCCACCCCUCGUUUAAAGAGCUUUUCCAGGAUCCUUGGACUCCAGAAUUAAAGUUGAAGUUGGAAAGGUUUCUGGGUUUAAUUUUUAAAGCCAGUAACACGCCGAAGCUUUUAACAUUAUAUAAGGAGAAUGGACAAAGCAACAAAGAAGUGUUGCAGCAACUCCACCAGCAGCUGGUAGAAGCUGAGCGUAGGUCAAUGACGUACUUGAAACGGUACAAUAAGAUCCAGGUGGACUACCACAAUCUCAUCGGAGUCACGGCAGAGCUGGUGGAUUCUCUGGAGGCCACGGUCAGUGGCAAGAUGAUCACCCCCGAGUACCUGCAGAGCGUCUGCGUCCGCCUCUUCAGCAACCAGAUGCGGCAGAGCCUGGCGCGCAGCGUGGACUUCACGAGGCCCGGCACGGCUUCAACCAUGUUAAGAGCCUCCUUGGCACCCGUGAAAUUGAAGGAUGUCCCAUUACUGCCCUCCUUGGAUUAUGAGAAACUGAAGAAGGACUUGAUUUUGGGGAGUGACCGCUUGAAAGCCUUUUUGUUGCAGGCUCUGCGCUGGCGCUUGACCACGUCGCACCCUGGAGAGCAGAGGGAGACCGUUCUGCAGGCCUACAUCAGCAACGACCUCUUGGACUGUCACAGCCGUAGCCAGAGGAGUGUGCUGCAGCUGCUGCACUCGAAGAGCGAGGUGGUACGGCAGUACAUGGCCAGGCUCAUCAACGCUUUUGCAUCCCUGGCAGAAGGUCGCCGCUACCUUGCCCAGAGCACAAAGGUGCUGCGGAUGCUGGAAGAGAGGCUGAAGGAGGAAGACAAGGACGUCAUCACCCGGGAGAACGUUCUCGGGGCCUUGCAGAAGUUCAGCCUCAGGCUGUUUCAUCCUAGGCGCCCACUGCAGACAGCGAUGAUUCAAGAUGGCCUCAUCUUCUGGCUGAUUGACGUCUUGGAGGAGCCUGACUGCCUGUCAGACUACACGCUCGAGUACUCGGUGGCCCUGCUCAUGAACCUCUGCCUCCGGAGCACAGGGAAGAACAUGUGUGCCAAGGUGGCGGGCCUCGUGCUGAAAGUUCUUUCGGAUCUGCUCGGCCAUGAAAACCGCGAGAUACAGCCGUAUGUGAAUGGAGCUCUGUACAGCAUCCUUUCUAUUCCGUCCAUUCGUGAAGAAGCAAGAGCAAUGGGAAUGGAAGACAUCCUUUGCUGCUUCAUCAAAGAAGGCAACGCUGAAAUGAUCCGCCAGAUUGAAUUUAUCAUCAAGCAGCUUCGUUCAGAAGAGCUACUGGACGGUGUUCUUGAAUCUGAUGAUGACGAAGAUGAAGAUGAUGAAGAGGACCAUGACACUAUGGAAGCCGAUCUGGACAAAGAUGAACUGAUCCAGCCCCAGCUUGGAGAGCUCUCAGGCGAGAAGCUGCUGACCACGGAGUACUUGGGAAUCAUGACCAACACGGGGAAGGUGAGGCGGAAGGGGGCGGCCGGUGUGCAGUGGGGCGGCCCUGAGCCCCUGUGCCGGCCCAUCACUCCCGGCGGCCACAGGACCGGGUACCCAGCGCUGGAAGACCAUCCCAUCUCUCCCCAGAUGGCCAAACAUGCCAGAAACAGCUGCCUCCCGUCUCUGCCAAAUGCCUACCGUCCAGUCUGCAAGGGGGUCAUGCCUGGUCCUGAGCCUUGCACUUCCUCCUCAUCCACCAUCGAUGCCAAGUCGGGAGAGCGGUUGCCAGCAGGACGUCAGGGAGAGCCUCACCUGCCCCCAGCGGGGGGCCUAAGCCAGCCUAGGGAGGUGCCCUGUGCCCUGGACAGUGGCGAGACCACCAGGGAGUUUACACCAGGCUUCGCCUACAAGCCCCGGGCCCCCUGCAGCCCGGAGAUCCUGGACCUGAACCCACCCAAGGCCAAGGCAUCGGCUCUGGCCCCUCAUUUCUCCUCGUGUGGCCCACAGCAGGCCAGCCGCCCCGGCUCCACGGCGUCCGCCACGAGGAGCCUGCAAACCAGCCAGCAGCUGCAGGUGACAGAUGUGAAGAGACAGUUGUCAGUGAGCCGCCAGGUGGCUUCAGGGGCUGAGGGGGACAGCCCUCCAGGCAUCCAGGACCAGGCCCACCACAGCCCAUGCCCCAGGGUCCUGCCACCGCCCUUCCUGCCCGCCCUCCCCCUGGCACCCAGCUGGGGGGGCAGCACAGCCAAAUCCAUGAGCCUGUCCAUCUCGUCCAUCUCGGGAGCUUCUGCGGAGGAGCCGGAGCCAGACAUCUCGGCCGGAGACGGGACCCUGGCCUCGGCGGAAACUGGCCCCCCUCACCCAGACCGAGUAUGAGGAAACAGAAGGGACUGAGAGUAACAGAAACUCAUUCUCAAGCCCGCUGCCUGAGCAGCAGACUUCGUAUUUUCUUCCUCUUUUAAAAUCUGGUAAGAAUGUGGUAUGUUCCCCUCUCUGGCUGGGAAUAUGGCUAUUCCCAGGCAGCCCCGUGCUUCUGCACGUGUGUUUUAAGGACUCAGAGCGCUGACCAGUUUAAAGCCAUUUCCCUCCCUCCAUUAAGACCAUAAGCACAAAUAGUGCCACAGGCAGUGUGACUGUCCCCCGCUGGUGGAGGCCUGUACUCGCUUCUUGCUGAGGGUGCCCUCAGGGCCCACGUCUGAGGACAGAGGAAGAAACUUCACUGCAGAGCCAGGAAUGUUACUCAAGCUAGUCGCAGGGUCUGACCUCUCCGAAAACACAAAUAUUGAAAUAAAAUUAUCAGUAUUUAGAUGGUA
Molecule: messenger RNA, 3373 nt
Organism: Lagenorhynchus albirostris (white-beaked dolphin)
Lineage: Eukaryota; Metazoa; Chordata; Mammalia; Artiodactyla; Delphinidae
Gene: ARMC9
Product: armadillo repeat containing 9
Exons: 25
Coding region: 171-2936 (921 amino acids)
Biological process (GO): cilium assembly
Cellular component (GO): centriole; ciliary tip; ciliary basal body
Molecular function (GO): protein binding
Source: RefSeq, a predicted model, not a curated record